This is a messenger RNA of Jaminaea rosea, 1686 nucleotides long. RefSeq lists its product as hypothetical. Bases 136 to 1569 code for a protein of 477 amino acids. Lineage: Eukaryota; Fungi; Basidiomycota; Exobasidiomycetes; Microstromatales. The transcript has 3 exons. The record is from RefSeq and is a predicted model, not a curated record.
GCCAUCGGCCUCAGGGUCGUCCAGACCCAGGACCAGGAACAAUGGACACACAAAGCCAAGUGGCACUGACACACUCCCACCUCGCGUCUUCGUUGCAGCGAAUUCGUCACCGGUCUCGUCUUGACCACGCCGCGUAUGAUGUCCCGGGGAGUUGGCGACCUCUUCAAGGACAUGAUGGACAAUGACAUUGAUCUGGAGCCUGACUACCAGCGAGGCGUCGUCUGGACCAAGCCUAAGCAGUCUGCCGUCAUAGAGUCGCUCCUUUCCCACUAUUACGUCCCGCCAAUUCUCCUGUCUGAGAAGCGCGACGCCUAUGGCGCCGCCAAAUUCACCUGUAUCGAUGGCAAGCAGCGCUUGUCCUCUAUCAAGCUAUUUAUGAACAACGAGAUUCCCGUCAAGGAUGCUCAUGGCACUUCCUUCUACUUCAACCACCCCAACAAGCGGUCCCUCCCGCCUCAGGUAGCCAGGCGCUUUGAGAAGGAGGCACUUCCCACAGUCAUUUACACCAAUCUUCAAGACUCCGAGGAGCGCGAGAUGUUCCAACGAGUCCAGAUGGGCGUCACUCUCUCUGGUGCCGAGAAGCUCUCUGCCCUCCGCAACGCCUGGACCAUCUUCGUCGACGAGCUGGCGAAAAAGUACAUGGACCCAGAUUCGGACGGGUACAACCUUACGGGCCUCAUCGGCACGCAGCGCUCCAUGGACUGGAUGUCGAUGGCCCAGGUUACUAUCACCAUCGCACACGGCAAGGAGCGCUACGUGCCCAACCAGGCCCCCAUGCGCCGCUUCAUGGACAAGGAUACUAAGGGUCCAUCGACGCAGCUCCAGGAUUACGUCCGCCGCAUUAUGGCCCGCUUUAAUAAGUUGGCCAACGAUGGACGCUACAACAGCUCCGUCAAGCCCCGUCCGCAGUACAAGGCUGCUCAUCAGCGCCUCUCCCCCGUCGAAUUCGUGCACAUUGCCUGGAUGAUCUGGCGUUGGCCCCAGGCCACGAUGCAAGAGCUCAGCGACUGGAUAGAGGAUAUGCGCGACGGGCUGCAUGUUGCGGCUCCCUCGCAGGUACGCAUGAACAAUUUCUGUGUCAAUUGGUGUCGUGAGUACAUCGAGGGACUUCGCCCUCAGGCUGUCCUGGAUGGGGAUGAGCCCGGCAGGGGCAACAACAGCGCGGCCGGCAGCAGCAGCAGCGGCGGUGCGAGGGGAGCAGGGCCUAGCGGCAGUGCGUCGAGUAGCUCACGCAAGCGUCCCGCCGUCGACAAUGAGGAUGAGGAUGACUUGUACGAGGCCGCCUCGACCAGUAAGCGCUCCGCGGGACGUGACGCAAGGGGGGCGAGCACGGCCACGCGCGGCAGCACGACGAGCCGUGAUCAGCUGUUCAACAUGAGCCCGAGCCCCACGCCUGUGCCCCCCACCGGCCAUGCUCAGCAGCAGCAACAACAACAGCAACAACAGCAGCAGCAGACUCAGCAACGACAGACCUACUUCGCAAGCAGUAGCGGUAAUGGGGGAGGUGGUGGUGGGCAAUCUGUCGUGCCCAGGCAGGAGCGGUUCACGCCCAGGAAUCCCUACCUUUGAGGGGGGAGGGAGCGAGAGGAGCAGGAGGGGCGUAUAGCGUUGAAGGAGGGGCAACGGGGGAGGUAGUAGCCAAGUAGGCUCUCAUGACAUCUUUCAAUUAGCCACACCCCCUCACAU